Messenger RNA from Phyllopteryx taeniolatus (common seadragon), 3070 nucleotides. RefSeq names its product E3 ubiquitin-protein ligase Midline-1-like. The record is from RefSeq and is a predicted model, not a curated record. Gene Ontology annotation, molecular function: zinc ion binding; protein binding. The coding region runs from base 314 to 2383 and encodes 689 amino acids. The transcript is spliced from 10 exons. Lineage: Eukaryota; Metazoa; Chordata; Actinopteri; Syngnathiformes; Syngnathidae.
UGUCAGGAUGCACUAGCUUCUACAGGCAGGCUAGGAAGCAUGUCAUGAGAGGUGAUGACACAGUCACGGAGCCGUGGCCACAUCCUCACCGACUCUUGUUUUGGCUACUGGCGACUGCUUUUUGCCGUCUCCUCUCGCUGUGUCCACCGGAGGAGAGAGAGAGACAAAGAUAGCCUAACUUAAGCUCUCUUGUUCUCUUUUUUUUCAGUUUGCUUGUGGAUGAUGGGAUUUUAACCAUGUGGAAGAUAUUUGAGUGGUUCCCCUGCAUUUUUCAGACAUUGCACCUCUUCCCGCCUGGUUUCCCCUGAGCAGGAUGGACACUCUGGAGUCAGAGUUGACCUGCCCAAUCUGCUUGGAGCUCUUUGCGGACCCACUGCUGCUCCCCUGUGCCCACAGCCUAUGUUUCGGCUGUGCUCACCGCAUCCUCGUCUCGCACUGUGCCACCAACGAAUCGGUUCAAAGUAUCUCCGCCUUCCAGUGUCCCACGUGCAGAUAUGUCAUUUCCCUGAGCCCUGAGCGUGGACUAAAAGGACUCAAGAGAAACGUGACCUUGCAGAACAUAAUCGACAGGGUUCAGCAGGCCUCAUCUUCAGCUGGAUUUCCACUGCCGCUGCCCCUGCCUGCCCCCCAAAGCGGGCCUAACUCUCCAGGUGAGGAAGAGCACGAGCGGUUGGCCCUGGUCCCCGUCAGCGCUGCCAUGUCCAGCCCAGGCACCCCUUCAGAACCGGUCCAGUGCCAGUUCUGCGAGCAGGAUCCGCCACAGGAGGCGAUCAAGACGUGUGUGACGUGUGAAGUGUCGUACUGUGAGGAGUGCCUCAGGGCAACUCACCCCAACAAGAAGCCAUUUACUGGACAUCGGCUCAUUGAGCCAAUGCCAGGCUCCCACCUGCGUGGGCUCCAGUGCUUGGAGCACGAGGAGGAGAAGGUCAACAUGUACUGUGUAACUGACGACCAGCUCAUCUGCUCCCUCUGCAAGCUGGUAGGAAGGCACAGAGACCACCAGGUGGCAGCACUGAGUGAUCGCGUUGACAAACUCCGGCAAGCCUUGGAUUCAAACCUGAGUAAUCUGAUCAAGAGGAACAACGAGCUGGAGUCGCUAAUGGGGAAACUGAUUCAGACUUGUCAACAUGUGGAGGUGAAUGCAACCCGCCAGGAGGGCAAGCUCUUGGAUGAGUGCGACACUCUGAUCGACAUCAUCCAGCAGAGGAGACAGAUAAUUGGCAACAAGAUUAAGGAGGGGAAGUCGCAAAGGCUACGCAAGCUGGCCCAGCAGAUCUCCAACUGCCAGCAGUGUAUCGAGGGGUCCUCUGUUCUAAUCACACAAGCCGACCAGACACUGAAAGAGAGCGACCAUGCCUGCUUUCUGCAGACCGCGAAGAGCAUCAAUGAGAGGGUUUCCAUGGCAACUGCAUCAACCCAAGUGCUUAUUCCUGAGAUACACCUGACAGACACGUUUGACAACUUUGCCCUGGACUUCUCCAGAGAGAAGAAAUUGCUGGAAAAUCUCGAUUACCUCACUGCUCCUUCUGCUCCGAGCAUUAGGGAAGAGCUCUGCACGGCAUCCUACGACACUAUCUCAGUCCACUGGACAUCGGAUGACGAGUUCACUGUAGUGUCGUACGAGCUCCAAUAUGCCAUCUUCACUGGACAGUCCAACAUUACCAGUCUGUGCAAUUCAUUAGAGAGCUGGAUGAUUGUGCCCAACAUCAAACAGAACCACUACACUGUGCACGGCCUGCAGAGUGGCACCAAGUAUAUCUUUGUUGUGAAGGCGAUUAACCAAGCGGGGAGUCGAAGCAGUGAACCGGGUACUCUGAAGACGAACAGCCAGCCCUUCAAGCUGGACCCCAAAUCUGCUCACAAAAAGCUGAAAAUCUCACACGACAACUUGACGGUGGAACGCGAUGAGAGCACAUCUAAAAAAGGCCACAGCCAAGAUCGGUUCACCAGCCAGAGCAGCUACGGUGUGGUGGGGAAUGUUUACAUUGACAGCGGGCGGCACUACUGGGAGGCCAUGAUUGGGGGGAGCACAUGGUAUGCCGUGGGUAUAGCAUACAAGUCAGCGCCUAAGCAUGAAUGGAUCGGCAAGAACUCAUCCUCAUGGGUGCUCUGCCGCUGCAACAACUCCUGGGUGGUCCGCCACAACAGCAAGGAGCUGGCCAUUGAGCCUUCGCCCCAUCUGCGCAGAAUUGGCAUCCUCUUGGACUACGACGCUGGCUACCUGACCUUCUACGACGCUGUGGGCUCACAGCACCUGCACACCUUCCACGUCUCCUUCGCCCAACCCGUGUGCCCCGUGUUCAACGUGUGGAACAAGUGUCUGACAAUCCUCUCGGGCCUCCCCAUUCCUGACCACCUGGAGGGACUCGAGCCUCAAGAAUAAACAUAACCACACAUACUUAAACAAGACUUGUCCUCCACAUGAUAUUUCAUUUUUCUUCUUGGUAUUUCCUUGCACACCUCCCUAAAAGUCAGCUUGUUAGAGUUGAUACUGUAUGUUAUUUUUGCCUCAGUAAGAAUCCUAAACUGGAUGGAUGGUCAACUGCAAACAUUCCCAAAAUUAACAGGAGUUUGAACAACAGGGAAAAGAGGAGAAUGUAAUGAUUUUGUUUAUAGCAGCUGUCAAUUUCACACUAACAUGCUAUAAGGAGAUUUUGUAAAUUGAGUUACCGUUACUGCUGUUCAUGACAAAAGAAAAGGAUCGAAGUCGAUGUUGCAAUCUGUCCAGAUCUCUUUACAAUCUCUCAACGCAGGAUAAUACAAUAAAUGUGUGUUGCGCUGUUUCAUUUGGUGCUUCUGACGUGAACUUUGGAGUCUUGUAUUUCUGUUGCUGGCAGUAAUACUUCCUGUUGGUAUGGUGUAAUCCACAUUUUCUUCUCACAGUUUAUUCAAACCGAGCUGUUGUUGGGCAGUUAAAAUACUGCACAUACUUUAAGAUUCUGUUUUCACACAGGUUGUACAGACAAUGUUGUGGCCAACAAUGACCACCAAAUUCAACGCCGAAUUAAUCUGUAUUUACUGCAAUUUUGUAAAUAUUCGAAGAACAAAUAAAAUAAACCAGUUCAGGGUG